GCGAACGUGGUAGCACAGCUCAUAAGUAAGCACUACAAUAUCCGAGAAAAGAAAAUUCAAGCGGCAACGGUAAUUUGAAAAUAAAUUCGAAAAGGAAAUCGAGUUCGGGAGCGGUUAAUUUAAUUGAUAUAAUAAAAUCGAGUUAUUGUACGUUGCGCUUUCCAAUUUCGAGCAAAUCAUAAUUGAGCCCAGUGUGAAAAUAAACAAGGCGAGCUAAGGAAAACAGGCAGUCGGGUGAAAAUAAUAAUUUGACAAGACAACUCCACAGUCCGCCCAUUCGACUCUGUGGUCAAGUGCCUGACAAUUGUGCAACCUCAAGACUCUUAACCUUAACAAUUAUAUUUCGGCCACAAAAAAACUAUUGGCACAAUUCAGUUUGAUUCGAGUGCUCGCUAACUCACUUUUACCUGUGCAGCACAAAAAAAUUGAGCAAAAAGCGCGCUUUGAAAACGAAAGCAAAACACAAGUUCAAUUCAAAAACCCCCCACGCUUCGCGAAAAUCUCAAGUGGCACUCUCCAGAAGACAGUAGAUCGAAGACAGAAGACAGUCUACCAAAGACAGAAGACAGCAAAAUGGUUGAGAAAACAGAAAUGUCGAAAUUCGUUGGCGUUGCCGACAUAACCGAGAACAAGAAAAUCUGGCGCAUGCUGCUCGGUGAACUGCUGGGCACAUUUUUCUUGGUCUUCGUCGGCGUUGGCAGCACAACGAGCGGAAGUGUACCACAAAUCGCAUUCACCUUUGGCUUGACGGUGGCCACAAUCGCCCAGGGCUUGGGUCACCUGAGUGGCUGCCACAUCAAUCCGGCUGUGACCCUUGGCUUCCUGAUCGUUGGCGAGAUCAGCAUCCUGAAGGCGGCCUUCUACAUCAUCGUGCAGUGUGUGGGCGCCAUCGCAGGAGCGGCAGUGAUCAAGGUGGCCCUCAAUGGAGUGGCAGGCUCCGGGCUCGGAGUAUCCGCCUUUGAUUCCUCCCUGGAUGCUGCCCAGGCGGUGCUGAUCGAGGCGCUGAUCACCUUCAUCCUGGUGUUUGUGGUGAAGGCGGUUUCGGAUGCAGGUCGUCUGGAUAUCAAGGGAUCGGCGCCACUGGCUGUGGGCCUGGCCAUCACCGCAGGUCAUCUGUGCGCAGUUAAGCUGAGCGGUGCCAGCAUGAAUCCCGCCCGAUCCUUUGGACCCGCCGUUGUCCAGGGCGACUGGACCUACCACUGGGUUUACUGGGUGGGUCCCAUUGCCGGCGGCCUCCUGGCCGGACUCAUUUAUCGAUUCGUCUUCAAGGUACGCAAGGGCGACGAUGAGGCCAACUCGUACGACUUCUAGAAAGUAUAUCUGGAAUACCCAUGUUCUUGUAAAUGUCCGCACCUGCUUCCCAUCCACAUCACCACCCAUUCGCUUUCCAUCCAGCCAGGGUCACAUCGAAUUCGUUGCCGAAAUUUCUCUUAGAUUAGGUUUGCUCCACCACCAAUCAACCAGAACUUUACAAUUCACACAAUUGUACCAUUUUUAUUUGUUAAAAAAUAAAAAAAAACACGCAAAUGUCUUGUUUUAGUUGUAAUGCGAAGCUAACACGUAAAAUAUGCAAUAUUGUAUUUGAGUAAUUUUAAGCUAAAUUAUAUGCACAACAUCAUUACGCGAAUCGAAGGAAAACUGUAUUGAAGCUUAACUAAAUUGUAACUCGAAAGCACUUUCCCAUGGAAAUCCGAACCAGCAAAUAAGGUUUAUUUCCUAUUCAGUUGAACACCACUUGUUGAGCACCUACGAAUUGUAUUAUGACUAUGUGUAAUAAAAAUAUUAAGAAAAUACAACUGUA
Messenger RNA from Drosophila rhopaloa, 1801 nucleotides. RefSeq names its product aquaporin (gene Drip). Gene Ontology annotation, cellular component: plasma membrane. Gene Ontology annotation, molecular function: water channel activity. The transcript has 4 exons. The record is from RefSeq and is a predicted model, not a curated record. The coding region runs from base 574 to 1311 and encodes 245 amino acids. NCBI's taxonomy places the organism in Eukaryota, Metazoa, Arthropoda, Insecta, Diptera, Drosophilidae. Gene Ontology annotation, biological process: transmembrane transport.